Messenger RNA from Xenia sp. Carnegie-2017, 1041 nucleotides. RefSeq lists its product as uncharacterized. The record is from RefSeq and is a predicted model, not a curated record. The transcript has 5 exons. Lineage: Eukaryota; Metazoa; Cnidaria; Anthozoa; Malacalcyonacea; Xeniidae. Bases 1 to 1041 code for a protein of 346 amino acids.
AUGGUUACGACGAAGAGGUGCACUUGGGGAACCUGCAAAAGCGAUUCGCGGUAUCCUGAUCGUUUAAAACGAGACGCAAAGCGCUGGAUUCGUGCGUGUCAUCGAGGUGACAGAUUUGUGUGUACGAAAGACAGUUAUAUUUGUAGUCUUCAUUUUGUGGGAGAAAAUGGUCCUACUUUAGAUAACCCAGACCCUAUUUCAGCGAUACAAAGUAUUGAGAAUAGAAGAAAACUAACGGGAAAACGAAAAAAACCAAUCACGAGGGUAUAUUAUCCGCCACCAAAACGAACGUCAAUCUCCAAAAAAGAUGCAGCAGAGGCUCUUCUUUCCUUGAGCGAAAGGGAACACGCUAAAAGAGACGCAGCUGACGGCCUCCUAUCCUUAUGUGAAAAUAGUACAACAUCCCGUGAUAUCCAAGAGGACCAAGACGAACUUCUUCUUGUUGAAAAAGAUGCUGCUGUUCAAACCAACCUAACUCAUGAACAUCUUAAAACUUAUGCGACUGAGUCAUUUGUUAACAUCAGCAGUAUACAGAAAUGCAUGUUUUUAGAAAAUGUGGUUAAUGAUUCAGCCCAUUAUACAGGCCUACCAGGUGAAAUGUUGAAAAUACUUUUUGAGUUCGUGAAAGCAAAGGCUUCCAGGCUUAUCAAAUGGAAAGGGAAGAAAACAGCAAAAUAUAAACAAGAAAAAAAGAGCAGUGCUAGGAUCCACAAAACUUCUACAUGGGCUAAACUUUCAGUUUAUGAGCAAUUUAUAUUCACAUUGGUCAGGAUCAAAAGAUUCCCUUGUCUCAAGAUGUUAUGUGAUUUAUUUGGAGUGUCAGAAACUGUUGGUAGCAGCAUAUUCUUGACAUGGGUGAAGUUUCUUGAGAAAGAAUUAAAGUUAUUUAUUCCAUUUACCACUUUGAAAAACAUGGAAGGAAUAACCCGGCCUAAACUUUACGAAUCUAAUCCAUGUCUUCGUGCACAAUUGAUUGCACAGAAUCCUAUAAACAAAAACCUUCUUCCGCAAGUCAACGUCGGACACAUAGUAACUACAUAG